CUCUCGAUCUCUUCCUCUCUCUGUGCUGUGAGGUUCGGAGGCGAAGGAGCUAGGGCUUGGCGAGGUGUUGUCGACAAUGGCGGAGCCCAAGGCGGCGAAGAGCAAGUCCAGGUCAAAGAGCAGCCACGGCCAUGACGCGGCGGCGGCGGCGGCGUCAUCCAAGAAGUCGAGCGCUGGCGGCAAGAGCAAGACCAAGGGCAACGCCGCGGCGGCAGCGCCGGCGACGUCGCUCGAUGCGCUGUUCAAGCCGUGCGCCGACGUGAAGGGGCUCCGCUUCGGCGCACAGCUCGUCACCCGCGCGCUCACCGUGCGCCGCGCCGCGCCGCUCGAGCUCCCGCACCUCCUCCGCGUCGUCCCCUCCGGCGCCGCCGGCGGCGGCGAGAAGCGGGAGGAGCGCGAGCCGCUGUCGUUCGCGCCGACGACGACGGCGUACAUCCCGACCAACUUCGCCAUCCUGGCGCACCACGCGUGGCACACCCUCACGCUGGGCCUCGGCACCAAGAACUCCAAGGCCGCCGUGUUCGUCUUCGAGUCCGCCGCAACGAAGGCCGCCGCCGACGCCGCCUGGCCGCAGGUCGUCCCGCUCGGGGACGUCGGGCGGCGCCUCAUCCGCGCCGCCCCCCGGUCGCCGGAGAUGGCGCGGUUCAAGUUCCGCAAGGGCUGCGUCACCUUCUACGUCUACGCCGUCCGGACCGCCGGGGCCCGCGGCUUCGCCCGCGCCGACGAGCUCAGGGCCGUCAUCGAGGCCGUCGCCAAGCUCAAGGACUUCCUCGACCACACCGCCAUGCUCGCGCUCCCGGGGCAGAGGAGCAUUGACGGCGCCGCCGCGGCCACGGCGGCGGCGCCGGUGAGCGUCGUGCAUUGAUGCAUUUAGGCCGCGUUCAUGACGAAAUGUGAAUAGAGCGUUUAUUUUAUUUUCUUUCUGUGUGUAUUAAUUAAUUUCUUAAUGUGAGUUUUUUGUUGUUGUUGAGAUAUUGAGAAAAUUAUUAAUUAUGGCUUUGUCAGUUGCUUCAUUGGCAUGAUAAUUAUGUCAAGUAAUUAUAGCUCCUAAGCUGGUAAGAAAGACAAUUAAAUUUAGA
Molecule: messenger RNA, 1079 nt
Organism: Oryza brachyantha (malo sina)
Lineage: Eukaryota; Viridiplantae; Streptophyta; Magnoliopsida; Poales; Poaceae
Exons: 1
Coding region: 77-865 (262 amino acids)
Source: RefSeq, a predicted model, not a curated record